AUGGAAAUGGAAAUGGAGCAGCAACACCAACUCCAACACCAACACCACCAGUCACAGGCACAGUUACAGGCUCAGGCUCAGGCUCAGACCCAGAGUCAGAAUCACAUGCGGCUCCCACCUCCCGUCGAUUUUGACUUCAACGGCAUCGGCAGCGGCAACGCAACCCACGGCGCCACAGACCCAUUAUUCCACAAGUCGCUUCAGCAGUUGCAACCGCCGCCCGAGCAAGCGCAUUCCUCCUCCUUGACGCUGUCGCCGCCAUAUACCAACGCCAGCGCAAGCCCAUUCUACGCCUCCGGCGCCAGCAAUAACAACAAUCACAGCCACCAACACCAAUCCCACCGCCACUCCGAGUCGUCCUCCUUGUCUCCUCGACCCUUGAGCCAACUGCCCGCCUACUCGCCGCCCUCCUACGCAUUCGCCCAGCAGAACCACGACCCUACCACCUUGAACUUUCCGCAGCCUCCUUCAAACGAGCUGGCGCCUCUGCAAUUAAACCCUACCAGCGACCACGGCGUGAAUUCUCUUCCCUCGUUAGCCUACCUCGCAGGCCCACCCACGUCCAACUCCCUUAGAUUCGCUUCAUCAUCUGCAGCGAGCGACACAUCAUUUUCACCUCCUGUGCGACCUCGGCCGUGGCCUACCGGAAACCCAUAUUCAGCGUACUACUCGGGGGGCCAUGCACAGUCGGCUGGCUCGCCUGCGAAGAUGGAUCUCGACAGCUUGAGCAGUGGUACGAGGGGCCCUCUGAGCCCGGAGCCCAUUGGUGGUCGCGCAAGCAGCGUUAGUUUGGAUGAUCCGGAUGUGCGAAUGGCGGCGGAAGCCCUCGGGGAUCUUAAGGCCGAUUUCGUCUCGUCCCCUAAGAACAAGAAUACCCCUAUGCCUAACUCGCCUUCGAAUAUGUUUGGCACACCUGGCCCGCCCGAGCCGCUCCUGUCACUCGUCAUGACGUCGGGCUCUGUGCUCGCGAAGCCAAUUGAGGGCACCGUUUCCGCUUAUAACACCACCAAGAACUUUUCUCCCGGGUUCAUCAAAACACCUGUUGAUUACAUCGAGGGCGUCGUCGGGUCCGGCCUUCAUCUCACCGGCAUAGAGGGCGGCGUGCGGUGGUUCUUUCGCGGCAAGGGCCGACACCAAUCGUCCGGUGAUUUGGAGACAGGCGAAAAGAGUCACAAGCGCAGGAAAGUAGGCAGUAGAGGUAAUUCAACGUCUUCUCCACGGCGAGACUCUGGUGCACCCACUUACAACAGCGCAAAUGGUGCAGAUGCGCAUGGCCAGAUGGACCCCUACGGCUUUACCACCAAGGAUCGAAGGCUCUCCAUGAGCACUAUCGACACAUUGCCGGCAUACGACGAUGCUCGGAGCCCGGCUUAUACAGAGGACGCAGUGGCGCCAAAUGACAAGUCAGAACGGACAGCUUCAAGACCGUCAUCGACCACCCCAACGGCAUGGCAAUCUCGGCUCAUCAUGUCCACCUCUGGUCUCAGUAUUGCUAUGAGUGAGGAAAGCCUGCGUAGCCUCAAGUACUGCCUAAGCUGGUUGCGAUGGGCCAAUGAUCACAUCGGCAGGGUGAUCAGCGCUCUGAAAGACGCGUUAGACAAAUAUGAGAGCCAUCCACAUUUGGAGGACCACGCCAUGAACGACACGGACAGCAUGUCAGGAGUUCAGGACGACGAGCAGGCACGACGCGCAAUCGGAGCGCGCAUCGACGCCCUGCGAACAGAGGUGCUCAAAACACUGCAAGGUGUGAUUGAGACAGUGUCCAAGUACGCUGGCGGCGCACUGCCAGACAACGCGCGAGCGCUGGUCCGGAGGCACCUCACCUCUCUACCCCAGCGAUUCCGCAUCGCCACCCAAGAGUCGGGCAGCAAUGCCAACGGCAACCAGGCCUCGUCAUCCGAGGAAGGCAAGGAGCAGGAGGUCCGCGAUGGCGCACAGCGGGUGCUCGUUCUGGCCAAAGAGGGGCUGGACAUGAUGUCGCAGGUGAGCGGCGUGCUCGACGGCACGAUUGUCAGCGCGGAAGAGUGGUGCGACCGACUCGGCAGGAAGAAGCGGGACCACCAACCAGCGGCGGCCCGUGAAGGUGACCAGCAACAGCACCAACAGCAACAGUCACAGACUGUGCCGUUUGCUGGAGUUGGUGUCGAUGGAGAUGUCAAGAUGGGCUAA
Messenger RNA from Diaporthe amygdali, 2169 nucleotides. RefSeq lists its product as uncharacterized. The record is from RefSeq and is a predicted model, not a curated record. Gene Ontology annotation, biological process: endoplasmic reticulum unfolded protein response; regulation of transcription by RNA polymerase II; phospholipid biosynthetic process. NCBI's taxonomy places the organism in Eukaryota, Fungi, Ascomycota, Sordariomycetes, Diaporthales, Diaporthaceae. Gene Ontology annotation, cellular component: endoplasmic reticulum; nucleus. The transcript has 2 exons. Gene Ontology annotation, molecular function: transcription corepressor activity. The coding region runs from base 1 to 2169 and encodes 722 amino acids.